AUGGAAUUUGGUGGACCAUCAGGGGAAGAGGAUGAAUGGGUACACUGGGAGGAUCUCAUAGAUGGCCUGCCUGAUCCAAACUCUGACGAGACAGACUCACGGUAUGGAGGACAUAACGGAGGCAUCGACGACGUUCGUAUCUAUUUAGACUCUGUUCUAGAGCAACUGUUCGAGAUGGCGCAACACCACGAGAUUGUGGCAGACCAAUUACCACCAUUGAUGCGUAUUCCUCAACGGACCUCAAUUCUGAGGGGACCAAUGUGGAUACAUUGGGUGUUAACGAAUCCGAAUCCGAGAACGUGUAAGGAGCAAUUCAGAAUGUCAUCCACAACGUUUUGUCGUCUUUGUAACACUCUGAAAAAUAAUCAUCUUCUGAUCUCUAGUCGGUUUGUCAAGAUUACCGAACAAGUGGCUACGUUUUUACUUGUCGUCUGUCAAGGUCACACGAUGAGGGCGGUGGCUGAUAGGUUGCAAAGAUCACUUCAAACAAUUCAUAAAUACAGUCAUCAGACAUGCAAGGCACUUUGCAGGCUCGGGAAGACAGUCAUACAGCCCACGUUAAAAGUAAUGCCUCACCCAUAUGUCUCCAGCAACGGCAAAUUCUAUCCAUGGUUUGGGAACUGCAUUGGUGCAAUUGACGGCACGCAGAUUGACGCUGAGGUUAGGGGUAUGAGCGCCUUGCCAUUCCGUAGUAGGAAGAAAAAACCCACGCAAAAUGUCAUGUGCGUGGUCGACAUGGACCUUUGCUUUACGUAUGUGUAUGCUGGGUGGGAAGGAAGCGCACAUGACUCGCGUAUUUUUUCGGAGUGCAUAAAUGAUCCUGCACUUCGCUUCCCAGCGCCGGCCGACGGUUACUUUUACUUGGUGGAUUUAGGAUACGGCUGUUCUCUGGGGUUCAUGCCACCAUAUCGCAACGAGAGAUAUCAUCUGGCCAGUUUUCGUGGCAGACGUGGUGGUCCCAGGGGUAAGCUCGAAACAUUUAAUUACAGACACUCAUCACUGCGGUCAAUAGUAGAGCGAGCGUUCGGGAUAAUGAAGAGACGGUUUCGUAUCCUGAACAACAUGAACCCGUACGCAACUGACUUCCAGCGACUUAUCAUAGUUGCAUGCUGUUGUAUUCAUAAUUUUAUACGCAAGGAUUGCGGAGAGUCCGAUGAGUUAUUCAAAGAAGCUUUACGCCAAAUGUACGGGGACGAAUGGUACAAUCUGUCACGUUGCGAUCAUUUACCAUUCCUGCAAACCGUGGUACCGGGUCAUCAGCCGAACAGAUCCGCCGAGAGUAAACGGUAUAUGGAGCUUUACCGGGAUGCCAUGUGCGAGAGCAUAUGGAACUCAAUGCACAAGGAUUGA
This is a messenger RNA of Alnus glutinosa, 1350 nucleotides long. RefSeq names its product protein ALP1-like. NCBI's taxonomy places the organism in Eukaryota, Viridiplantae, Streptophyta, Magnoliopsida, Fagales, Betulaceae. The transcript is spliced from 3 exons. The coding region runs from base 1 to 1350 and encodes 449 amino acids. The record is from RefSeq and is a predicted model, not a curated record.